AUGACCUUGUUAGUGGGCGGUUUUGAGUCCCACGUUUUAUUCGACUCUGGAGCAUCGAAUUGCUUCAUUACACCGGAGCGUGCCGAGAAGAGUGGCAUCCGGAGUAGCGCGGGCGAGAGCGCGGGCAUGGUCAAGGUGGCGGGAGGUGGAUUCUUGUCUACUUUGGGCCGUGCUAGAGGAGUCGAGAUCGAGAUUGCGGGGCAGUCAAUGCCAGCAGACUUAGUCAUCAGUCCGGUGGAGCUGUAUGACGUUAUUCUCGGGAUGGACUGGUUGUCACACUACAGAGUUCAUCUGGAUUGCUACAGAGGUAGAGUGGUCUUCGAGCGAGAUGCAGGGAGGUUGGUUUAUCAGGGAGUGAGACCGACUUCCGGGAGUAUUGUGAUAUCUGCUAUUCAGGCCGAGCAGUUGUUAGAGCGGGGCUGUGAGGCGUAUCUGGCGACGAUUUCUAUGUCUGAGUCAGGAGCUGGAGUUGUUAUGGGAGAUAUUGAGGUUGUCCAGGAUUUUGAGGAUGUCUUUCAGUCACUGAAGGGAUUACCACCAUCUCGGUCUGAUCCUUUCACGAUUGAGUUAGAGCCGGGGACAGCACCGAUAUCGAAGACGCCUUACAGGAUGGCGCCAGCUGAGUUGGCAGAGCUGAAGAAGCAGAUAGAGGACCUUUUGUCUAAGGGGUUCAUUCGACCGAGUGUUUCACCGUGGGGAGCACCGGUGUUGUUUGUGAAGAAGAAGGAUGGAGUUUCAGACUUUGUAUCGAUUACAGAGAUUGACUUGGCAUCGGGGUAUCAUCAGAUCCCGAUAGAUGAGGCAGAUGUCAGGAAGACUGCUUUCAGGACGCGUUAUGGGCAUUUUGAGUUUGUGGUUAUGCCUUUCGGUUUGACUAACGCGCCGGCAGCCUUCAUGAGAUUGAUGAACGACGUGUUCAGGGAGUAUUUGGACGUGUUCGUCAUCAUUUUCAUUGAUGAUAUUCUGGUAUACUCGAGGAGUCAGGAGGAGCAUGCGACUCACUUGAGGUUGGUUCUGGAGAAGCUUCGGGAGCAGAAGCUUUUUGCUAAGUUGAGCAAGUGCAGUUUCUGGCAGCGAGAGAUGGGAUUUCUUGGCCACAUUGUUUCUGCAGAGGGAGUUUCUGUGGAUCCGGCUAAGAUUGAGGCUAUCAGAGAUUGGCCUAGACCUAGUAGUGCCACCGAGAUCAGGAGUUUUCUGGGUUUGGCAGGAUACUACAGGAGGUUCGUCAAGGGGUUUGCUACCAUGGCGCAGCCGAUGACGAAGUUGACCGGGAAGGAUGUCCCGUUUGUUUGGUCAGCUGAGUGUGAGGAGAGCUUUAGUCAGCUCAAGGAGAUGUUGACUACUACACCAGUGUUGGCGUUACCCGAGCCAGGGAAGCCUUACAUGGUGUAUACAGAUGCUUCAGGCAUUGGUCUUGGUUGUGUGCUGAUGCAGGAGGGCAGAGUGAUAGCAUAUGCUUCGAGACAGUGGCAGGGCAGUGAGCGUAACCGUCCUACACAUGACUUAGAGUUGGGAGCAGUGAUCUUCGCGUUGAAGAUUUGGAGGUCUUACUUGCUAGGUGAGACAGUACAGGUCUUCACGGAUCACAAGAGUUUGCAGCAUAUCUUCACUCAGCCGAUGAUGAACGCGAGACAGACGCGCUGGGUUGAGUUCUUGGCGGACUAUCAGGUGAGCAUUAACUACCAUCCGGGCAAGGCUAACCUAGUGGCGGACGCGUUGAGUAGACGGAGGUAUGAUUCCGCAGUUGAGCGAGAUGUGGAGUCUCUAGUUGGCGAGAUCAGUACCUUGCGUUUGUGUGCCAUUUCGCAGGAGCCUUUGGGUUUAGAGGCAGUGGAUCAGGCGGAUCUACUUAGCAGGAUCAGAGUUGCUCAGCAGAGUGAUCAGAGUUUGCUAGAUGCGACGAGAGUGACUGGUUCUGAGUAUGAGGUCUCUGCGAAUGGGACUAUCUUGGUUCGUGGGCGAGUUUGUGUGCCUAAGGAUGUGGAGUUGAGACAUCAGAUUUUGGGAGAGGCUCACGCGAGCAAGUUUUCCAUUCAUCCGGGAGCGACCAAGAUGUACCAUGACCUCAAGAGGUACUAUCAUUGGGUCGGGAUGAAGAGGGAUGUAGCAGACUGGGUUGCGAAGUGCAACACUUGUGCCUUGGUGAAGGCAGAGCAUCAGGUUCCGGGUGGUCUUUUGCAGAGUUUACCCAUUCCAGAGUGGAAGUGGGACAGGAUUACGAUGGAUUUCGUGGUUGGACUACCUGUUUCGAGGACUUUCGAUGCUAUCUGGGUGAUUGUGGAUCGGUUGACUAAGUCCGCACAUUUCUUGGCCAUCAAGAAGACAGAUGGAGCUGCUGUCUUGGCUAGGAAGUUUGUGCGAGAGAUUGUGAGGCUGCAUGGAGUGCCAGCUAGUAUUGUGUCAGACCGUGAUCCCAGAUUCACUUCAGAGUUUUGGAGGGCGUUUCAGGCAGAGAUGGGCACUAAGGUGCAUCUGAGUACAGCUUAUCAUCCGCAGACAGAUGGUCAGUCAGAGAGGACUAUUCAGACUUUGGAGGAUUUGCUGAGGAUGUGUGUGUUGGAUUGGGGUGGCCAUUGGGCAGAUCACCUGAGCUUAGUUGAGUUUGCAUACAACAACAGCUUUCAGGCGAGUAUUGGCAUGGCUCCAUUUGAGGCUUUGUAUGGGAGGCCAUGUAGGACACCCCUAUGCUGGACCCAAGUGGGGGAGCGCAGCAUGUAUGGAGCUACUUAUGUUCAGGAGACGACAGAGAAGGUUCGUGUUGUGAGGCUGAACAUGAAGGAGGCUCAGGAUAGGCAGAAGAGUUAUGCAGAUAGACGCAGACGAGAGCUUGAGUUUCAGGUGGAGAUAGAGUUUAUCUCAAGAUGGCUAUGUUGA
Microthlaspi erraticum is the source of this 2874-nucleotide messenger RNA. The record is from the annotation of a GenBank genome assembly. Lineage: Eukaryota; Viridiplantae; Streptophyta; Magnoliopsida; Brassicales; Brassicaceae.